AUGGCUCCCAAAAAGGCGAGCAAAGGAGGAGUCAAGGAGAUCGAUGUCAAGAAGAAAGGGGGCAAGAAGGAUACCAAUGUGGUCCCCAAACCUAUAGACUCACCCCUGACGGAGGAGACUCGAGAGUUCUACCACAAUCAGAUCCGAGACCUGGAGGACCGGCUGGCCCGGUACCAGCGGAAGGGAGAUGAGCUGGCUGUACAAGAGAAGCUGUUCCGUCAGGAGUUUGAGCAGAUGGCCAACAACAAGAAGGAGAUCGUGGCCUUCCUCAAACGCACGCUCAACCAGAGGGUGGACGAGAUCACGGACCUCAAUGAGCAGCUGCAGAACCUGCAGCUGGCCAAAGAGAUGGAGAAGGACGCUUUUGAGACACAGCUGGCUCAAGUGCGCCAUGAGUUCCAGGAGACCAAGGAUCAGCUCACCACAGAAAACAUCGCCCUUGGGGCAAAGUUGGCUGCCCUGGAGGAAUUCCGGCUGCAGAAAGAGAAGCUCACAGACAAGUACACGAUGCUGACGGAACAGCUGCAGAAGCAGCACAGUGAAUACAAGGACUACGUGUACAACCUGGAGAAGAAGUCGGUGCUGGACAAGGACAGGCUAAGGAAAGAGAUCAUCCAACGUGUGAGCGUCGUGGCCACUGAGUUCCGCAAGGUGGCUUCCAACCAGAUGUGGGAGACGACAAGGCGGGCCAUCCUGGAGAACAACAAUGUGUCCCAGCAGCUGACCGAGGUAUCCAAGCAAGGCCUGCAGCUGCUGCAGGAGAACGAGCAUCUUAAAGACAUCAAGAACAAGAUGUGCAAACAGCUGGAGAUGCUGGAGAAGACCCAGGAGCUCAUGGCCAGGAAGAGCAGAGGCCAUCAAAAGGUUAUCCUUAUGCUCACGGAGAAGUGCCGCCAGCAGCGACAGGGCUCAGAGGAGGCUGAAAAGCUGCGCCUGGUGUUGUGCCAGCUGGAGCAGAACUUGCUGCAGCUGCAGACCGACUACCAGGAACUGAGAAGCCAGAAAGAGCAGCUGGAACAGAAGCUGGAGCAGCAGCAGGCGGAGGCAGAACGGCUAAAGCAGGAGCUGACAGAGCAGCAGAAGGCUCGGGCUAACCUGGAGAUGAUCCUGGCCCAGGCUACCUCCUUCCUACGGGACAUUCUGCAGAUGCACAAAGAGGAGGACGACGGCGCGUUCGACAUGGUGUUCCAGCUGCACCGUAAGGAGUUGCUGCAGCAACUGCUGGUCCUGCUCAGCUUUGCCGUCACCUCAAAACCCCAUCUGACUCUGUGCCCCAGCCAGGAGAGCCUACCCAAGGACAGCCAGUCCAACCUGCAGCCACCCAAGGUGCCAUCUCCGCUGCUGCAGCUAUCUGCCAUCACAACCUACCAGCCUGGGGAUCUAGGCCUGGUGCCUCGCCGAACCCACAUCCCACACAACCCUCAGGACCUCAGAGUGCUCUCCUAUGUCACCCGCAUGAGAAAUUUCCGGUUACAGAACGGUCCUGAGAUCUCCCUCCCUGGCUCGCUCAAAAGAUUCAGAAAGUUUAGUCUUCCUAAAACUUUCCAGCAUCCCAAGUAGCUCAUGGAGAAAAGGCCAAAUCCUAUCCCAGAGAUGGACGGUUCCAGCCACAGUACCCCCUUGAAUCUGCCGGUGGACUGAGCCAAUCCAGAGAAGAGUUACAUAAACA
Molecule: messenger RNA, 1669 nt
Organism: Jaculus jaculus (lesser Egyptian jerboa)
Lineage: Eukaryota; Metazoa; Chordata; Mammalia; Rodentia; Dipodidae
Gene: Cfap157
Product: cilia and flagella associated protein 157
Exons: 10
Coding region: 1-1560 (519 amino acids)
Biological process (GO): sperm axoneme assembly
Cellular component (GO): cilium; ciliary basal body
Molecular function (GO): microtubule binding
Source: RefSeq, a predicted model, not a curated record